GGGAAUUUGAUGCGUUAGUGAGACUCAGUGUUGCGACUAUUGGUGUGAAUAUCGAUAAUAAACGUGUUGUCAAUAAAAUGUGAAACAAAUUCACGUUUCGUUCGAAUAGAGAAUUAGUACGCAUUUGACACUCAGUUCGAUAUGAAGUGACGAUUGGAUCGGAUUUGAGACCAAUGAGUGCUCGCAGUGACAGACACUGACAUCACGAACACCAUUGCAUCACAUCUGUGGUCAGUCCCACCACUGCUGACACUCACGAGUCGUUGAAGACAUCUGUUGGGCAGCCAUUGGCGCCGUACGAGUGGUCGCUGUAAUGGACUUAAGACUGAUCUCGAACUACAGCCUAAGAAGUGAUGCCUCUCUGCAGAAAGAGACCAUUGAGUACUUCGAGCGCCUGAAGAGCGAUGAGUUGGGAUGGAAGCUAUGCGUGGAGUGUCUGGUGUCGCGUCACGUGACCGACGAAUCGGCCGUUUUCUUCUGUCUUCAG
This is a messenger RNA of Oppiella nova, 487 nucleotides long. NCBI's taxonomy places the organism in Eukaryota, Metazoa, Arthropoda, Arachnida, Sarcoptiformes, Oppiidae. The record is from the annotation of a GenBank genome assembly.